AGGGGCGGGCUCUGAUAGAAUUCUAGACAAAAUGGCGGAUGUUGUUGAUUUGCGGUAGGGUCAGUGAUAAUCGGAGUUCACCUUUUCACUGAUUUACUGCAAGACAUUAUACAGAAAUAAUAUAAGACAAGUCAUAAUCGUUGUAUGGUGAUCUGCAAUGAAAGGCAAAGAAAGGUCACCGAUUAAAAAGCGUUCUCGGGCUUUGGAUGAUAUCCGAGACAGGGGAGGAGGCCACCCGCCCAGCAAGAAAAUGAGGGCUAUCUCGGUUUCCAGUGGGAGUAAUAAUGGGAAUAGCUCGACUAAAAGUGACGGAGGAUCUACGAGAAGGAGUUUGUUGGGUGACAAGAGAGGCCGGGAUUUUGAUGGACAUGUAUCGAGUCGAACCGGUGGAAGUAACCAUAGCUAUCCCGUUGCUACUGCAACCUCUACCGGUAAGAACCACAACCUGGGUUUGACACUCGAUUUAGCCGCGGCAAGGACUAAUGCUCGCGGCGAGCGUGUUCCGCCUCCACCUAACAACAACGAGAGUGAGUACAAAACUCUCAAAAUCAGUGAACUGGGCACCCAGUUGAGCGAUGAAGACAUAGAAGAUGGACUUUUCCACGAAUUCAAAAAAUUCGGGGACGUGAGUGUCAAAAUAAGCCGCAGCAACGACGAGAGAAUUGCGUUUGUCAACUUCAGAAAGCCCGAGGAUGCCAGAGCUGCUAAACACGCACGGGGCAGGUUAGUACUUUAUGACCGACCUCUGAAAAUCGAUGCAGUGUACAUUAACAGGAGGAGAAGCCGUUCUCCAGUUGAACGAGUUGACAGAGACCCAUAUGUUGGAGCCCCAGGUCACAGACACUUACACACCCAGAGACCCCUCUCCCCAUCUGUGCUUGGAUACAGAGACUACAGACUACAGCAGCUGGCCCUUGGGCGCCUCCCUCCUCCCCCACCCCCUCCUUUGCCCAGAGACCUAGAGCGGGAGAGGGAGUUUGCCCUGUUUGAAGCCAGGGUGCGCCCAGGUCCAGCUUUCAUUGCAGAGAGAGCUUCUGCUUUCCGCGAUGAGGAUUUUAUCUCCCCAGAGGAUGACCAAAGAGCUAACAGAACGCUGUUUCUGGGCAACUUGGACAUCACUGUCACAGAGACAGACCUGAGACGGGCCUUCGACAGGUUUGGGUUGAUAACAGAGGUGGAUAUUAAGCCCACACGGGGACAGACCAGCACAUACGGGUUCCUCAAGUUUGAGAAUCUCGACAUGGCCCACCGCGCCAAACUCACCAUGUCUGGGAAGAUAGUGGGCCGUAACCCCAUAAAGAUUGGCUAUGGUAAGGCCACCCCCACCACACGCCUAUGGGUGGGUGGGCUCGGACCCUGGGUCCCCCUAGCAGCAUUGGCCAGAGAGUUUGACCGCUUUGGUACAAUAAGGACCAUUGACUACAGAAAGGGGGACACCUGGGCUUACAUACAGUACGAGAGCCUUGACGCUGCUCAGGCUGCGUGCACGCACAUGCGUGGCUUCCCUCUGGGGGGGCCCGAGAGGAGACUCAGGGUGGACUUUGCAGACACAGAGCACCACUACCAGCAGCAGUUCCUUCAGCCUCUUCCUCUACCCUCCUUCGACAUGGUGGCAGAGGCUUUCAUCCACCGCGCCAUAGCUGAGCCCCCGAGGGACAGGACUCCACCACUGCUCCACUUCAGAGAGAGAGAACUGGGUUUCCCCGGGGCCGAGUGGCCCCCCAUCCCGGCUAUGCGUGAGCGGGUACGUCCCGGGACCUUUGAGCCGCUGGAGCGGGACCGGCGGCCGGGAGGGAGGGAGCCCUGGUCUCUGGAGCGAGAGCUGGCGGGGCGCGGCUGCGACCCAAGACGGAAACGACACCUUAUGGAUGACGGUCGCCAUCUUGACGUCUCUCCUGACAGCACUGACCGCACGGCACGCCGACACCGAGGGGGUCCAACCCCAGAUGGUAGCCCCAACGGGGGCCGCUUCAGUGACUCAGAGCGUACCCCUCGUGGCGGUGACGACAGACCCUCCCCUGGACGAGACCGUCGCCUCAGUCUGGAGCAUCCUGGCGGGGGGGACAGGAGACUAAAGAGCCAGGGGAGUCUUGCCGAAAGAGGAGCCUCCAGCAGUGGCCUCUCAUCCUCAGCAGGGGAGCGGAAACGUAAAGCCGGCGACAGCAGCAGCAAAGGACCCGGAGCUAAGAGGGAUCGCUCUUCAGACCAGGGCGGCUCUAAAGGCAGUCAGUCAUCCAAGCUGAGCCUGGCCUGGCACGGCAUGCUCCUCCUGAAGAACAGCAACUUCCCCGCCAACAUGCACCUCCUGGAGGGUCACCAGGGCGUGGCCAAGGACCUCCUCGUCGACGGCCCCACUGGGAGACAGGUUGGGGAGCUCAAGAUCACCCAGCGUCUCCGCCUCGACCAGCCCAAGCUGGACGAGGUCUCCAGACGCAUCAAAGCGGCCGGCCCCGGCGGCUACGCCGUCCUCCUGGCGGUUCCCGGUUCCGGUGGCGAGGAGGUGUCGUCGACGGACCCUGCAGCUUCCACCCAGCGUCCUCUCCGCAAUCUGGUGUCCUACCUGAAACAGAAGCAGGCAGCUGGAGUCAUCAGCCUGCCCGUUGGAGGCAGCCGGGAUAAGGACCACCAGGGUGUUCUCCAUGCGUUCCCUCCCUGUGAGUUCUCACAGCAGUUCAUUGAUGCCUCGGCUAAAGCUCUGGCCAAAACCGACGAGGACUAUCUGGUGAUGGUCGUGGUGCGAGGGCCAUCAUAACUACAAUCAGAUAGAGGAAGCAAAACAUCAAUGAUAUUGUAAAAAAAAUAAGAAAAAAAACUACUAUUGCAUGCUGUGUGUUGAGUUCUGCCUCAUGGGGUGUUACUAGAGAGUAGGGUUAUGGGGAAGAUAGGCUAUGUCACUAUUUUUCCCACCAAAAUAAGUAUAAAAUGUCCCCCUGAAAGUCAACAAAUGUGUAAUUUUGGAACCCUGUUUUAUAAAGGGUGUGAUCAUUUCUAGCCAGUAUUUGCAGAAACAAUUCUGCUGGAAUAUUAUAAAAGGGGGACAUUCUAUAAAUAAAAUGAAAAAUCUACUGUAAUUUAAAAUGAGGUAUUAUAAUGGCCCCUUUUUUGUUUUCGUUUAGGAAAACUUGAA
Molecule: messenger RNA, 3127 nt
Organism: Oncorhynchus keta (chum salmon)
Lineage: Eukaryota; Metazoa; Chordata; Actinopteri; Salmoniformes; Salmonidae
Product: RNA-binding protein 15-like
Exons: 1
Coding region: 158-2752 (864 amino acids)
Biological process (GO): regulation of alternative mRNA splicing, via spliceosome
Cellular component (GO): nucleus
Molecular function (GO): mRNA binding
Source: RefSeq, a predicted model, not a curated record